AUGGACAUUAGGCCAAAUAAUACAAUUUAUAUUAAUAAUUUAAAUGAAAAAAUAAAGAAAGAGGAACUAAAGAAAUCUUUAUAUGCAAUUUUUUCCCAGUUCGGUCAAAUAUUAGAUAUUGUAGCACUAAAAACAUUGAAAAUGCGUGGACAAGCAUUUGUUAUUUUUAAAGAAAUAGCUAGUGCUACAAAUGCUUUAAGGUCAAUGCAAGGUUUUCCAUUUUAUGAUAAACCAAUGAGGAUACAAUAUGCAAAAACAGACAGUGAUAUAAUUGCAAAAAUGAAAGGAACAUAUGCAGAACGACCUAAGAAACCAAAACGAGUUGUUCCUGCAGCUGAUGAAGAAGCUAAACGUGCCAAGAAACGUGCCAAAGAACAAGCUAAGCAUUCUCAACAAAUUGUUGUGGUACAUGCUGGUUUAGUUAAUACAGCUGUACCAGAACAGCCACCAAAUCAAAUUUUAUUCCUUACAAAUUUACCAGAUGAGACCAGUGAAAUGAUGUUAUCUAUGCUUUUCAAUCAGUUUCCUGGCUUCAAAGAAGUACGUUUAGUACCAAACAGACAUGAUAUUGCAUUUGUUGAAUUUGAGAAUGAAGUUCAAUCAGGAGCUGCAAAAGAUGCUCUUCAAGGAUUUAAAAUUACACCUUCUCAUGCAAUGAAAAUUUCGUUUGCAAAAAAAUAA
This is a messenger RNA of Eufriesea mexicana, 681 nucleotides long. It is a transcript of the gene snf, whose product is annotated as U1 small nuclear ribonucleoprotein A snf. Bases 1 to 681 code for a protein of 226 amino acids. Gene Ontology annotation, molecular function: RNA binding. The transcript is spliced from 2 exons. The record is from RefSeq and is a predicted model, not a curated record. NCBI's taxonomy places the organism in Eukaryota, Metazoa, Arthropoda, Insecta, Hymenoptera, Apidae.